Messenger RNA from Megachile rotundata (alfalfa leafcutting bee), 2892 nucleotides. Its product is annotated as S-methyl-5'-thioadenosine phosphorylase. Gene Ontology annotation, molecular function: S-methyl-5-thioadenosine phosphorylase activity. Gene Ontology annotation, biological process: nucleoside metabolic process. The record is from RefSeq and is a predicted model, not a curated record. Gene Ontology annotation, cellular component: cytosol. NCBI's taxonomy places the organism in Eukaryota, Metazoa, Arthropoda, Insecta, Hymenoptera, Megachilidae.
ACGCAUAAAAAUGAGGCUUUCAAUUUUUCCAACGUUUUAAAUUAAUUACUUAGCUAUAAGCUAUUGCUCAUAUUCUGUUGUAAAAUGAAGCAGCAGCUUGUUUUUAAAAGUAAGCGUUCAUUUGAAGAAAUUUUAUUGCUUAUCGAUUCUUAUGAAUUAUACAUACUGUGUGCCAAUGCGUGAGCGCUAUAUUAGGUGGUGGGAGCUUCUUUCCCUGCCCGCCGUUUUCCCGCAGGAAGUCAGAUUUAAUCUACCGUGUACAUGAUACAAAAAUAUCAUAUCAAGGAAAAUAGAGUCAUAUAUUAUAUUGUAUAACAUUGCGGACAGCAACUGAAGUAACACGUGUUUUUGAAAUGGCUAAGUAUAAAGUGAAGAUUGGUAUAAUUGGGGGAUCUGGUUUAAACAAUCCUCAGAAUCAGAUAUUAGACAAUUGCAAAAUAAUUACUCGAGAAGAAGCCAAAAAUGAUUUUGGAUUACCAUCUAGUGAUCUUUAUCAGGGAUACAGUAAUGGUGUAGAAGUGAUAUUAUUAUCAAGACAUGGGCCAAGUCAUAAAAUAAGUCCUAGUGCAGUGAAUUAUCGAGCAAAUAUUGAAGCUCUAAAAUUAGCUGGAUGUACUCACAUACUUGCAUCCACUGCAUGUGGUUCAUUACAAGAGUGCAUUUGUAGAGGGCAAUUAGUUAUUCCUGAUAGUUUCUUGGACAGAACAAUAAGUAGAAAGGUAACUUUGUAUGAUGGUACUUCAUCAAGAUAUGCAGGAGUAUGUCACAUGCCAAUGGAACCAGCUUUUGAUCCAAAUACAUCUGAAAUAUUAUUUGAAAUUGGAAAGGAAUUAGGAUAUGAAAUAAGAAAGGGUGGUACAAUAGUAACUAUAGAAGGACCUCGUUUUUCUUCAAAAGCUGAAAGUAAUGCAUUACGUCUGUGGGGUGGACAUUUAGUUAACAUGACUACAUGUCCAGAGGUAUAUUUGGCAAAAGAAGCAGGACUUUUAUAUGCAUCUGUAGCAAUGGCAACAGAUUAUGAUUGUUGGAGAGAUUGUGAUGAUAAUGUUCAUGCAACUGACGUAAUAGCUGUAUUUAAGCAGAAUGUUAAUAAAAUAAAGAACAUACUUAUAAAAGCAAUAAAAGUAAUCAAUGAAAGAAACUGGGAUGAAGAGAUUGAUUCUUUACAGAAAUUGUGCCAAAGUAGUAAUGUUUCUUCUUGAAUGUCAUAAUUUAAUGUAUCAGUCACUUAAAUAACAAAAAUUCUAUUUUAUAUAUAUUUUGAUGGGUUUUAAGAACUUAUAUUGCAUUUCUUAAUAAAUGCAAAUAACGGCGACAGGACUUACCAUUUAUUAUACAUAUAGUAUUAUUUGUUUGUACAAUUAAUAAGAGCAAGUUAGUUAAACGAUAUUUUGGUUUAAUACAUUUACAAGUUGUAGUGGUAUAAUUUUUAAUCACAUAUAAGAGUUCAUUUAAUUUAUAAAUUCAAGAUAUAUAAAUGUCCAUUAGUCAACAUCGUUAUUGCUUUGACUAAAAGGUUUUUAAAGUUGGAAUUUCAUAAUCAUACAAUAUAAAUAUUGUAAUCAAUUUUGGGAGAUAUAUAUAUAUAUAUAUAAAAUAAUACAUUUUAAAAAUUAUUAUUAUGAUACAUAUAACAGUUUUAAUACAUGGAAUAUUUUCAACGCAGAACGCAUAGGCAACUGUUUUAUUCUCUUUCCUGUUUCCGUCUCCUUUUUUAAUAAAAUUUAAUCGAUGACGAUCAGAUUUUCUUCUUCUUUUUAUUAACAUUUAUAUCGUCAACAAUAUAUAAUAAUUUACAUUUGGAAUACAAGUGUGUUUUAUAACACGAACUCAUUAUUGAAACAAGAUUUAUAAACUAUGUAGGUUAUUUUUAAUGGAUUAAAAUAUGUUGCACAAAUUAAAAACAGUAUUACCAUACCUGUAACCCAUUUUGCUUUUAAAAUAUAUAUACAGAUUAUAGUAUUUAAACAUACGUUUCUUUUUAUGCUCAUGUAACGAAAAUAUUACUUUGAAGAGAAUUAGAUACAAGCAAUAUUGAAAAUAAUAUUGCAUAUAGUAUAUUUUCUAUACAUAAGGCAUUUAUAAUACAAUCUGUUCGAUCACUCGAAAUGUGUUGCGGUGAUUUGUUACUGUUAUUGUUUAUUUUUGUGCAGCCUUCAAAUCAAUAAUACUUUGUUUAAAUUUAUUAUAAUUUAAUUUAUACACUAUCCGAACUUGAAAUAUAAUGUUAAUAGUAAUACUUCAACGUUUAACUAAUGUUUUGCAAUUUUAUAACUUCUAGUUAGUAACACUGAUACAUUAGCAUAUAUCUGUAUUCUCUCGAUUGUUAAAACAUCAGUUUCUAAUGUUUUAUAAAAGGAACCUACGUCUUUCAACAUUUAGAUAACACUUAUUUUGUUGUAUGGUUUAUAAUAUAUGCAAUAUGAAGAUUGUUUCGAUGAACAUAGUAAAAGCAUUUUGAUCCACAUUAUGAUGCAUGUUUUCAUAACAAGAUGAACUUUUCCUUUCAAUAUUCACAAUUCUCUUAACUUUAUAGAUAAUACAUAAAAUAAUACAGUUUUAUAUCGCAGAAUUUUUAUUCUGAUACGGUAUUUACUUCUUUUCUUAAUAUAGUAUUAUGUAAAAUAAGUUGUGCUAUAUUUAACAAAAAUUUUAAUAAAUUAAUGCAUAUACGCAUUGCAAGGAAUACAUGCUUAUUACAAUUAUAAUAAUAAUUUCGAUAUUUUCAAUUUUGUUAACACAGAAAGCCGAUGUAACAAUCGUAUUAUGAAUUUCAUUUGUACUAAUAUUUUUGUUCAAUUAAACGUAGCCUGCUCAAAAAGAAAUUAAAAUUUUCAAUAUACAUUCAAACAUGUUUUUUAGAAUUUAUACAAAUGAUUGUACAAUCUAUUA